GUAUCAUUUUCCUGAUUUCCUUUUCAUCAUUCUCUUUAUUGGUGUUCUCAUAUGAUUUGCCUUUGAUGAGUUCAGUCAGCUCUUAUUGAGUUUCUUCCCUUAUUUUGAGGAGAGGUGUCAUUUCUGUUCUUAACUUAUUUUGAUUCCAGGUGUUUUAUAAAUUCUCCAAAUGCUUACGUGAAGAUAUUUAAUUCAGUUUGGAGUAUUGUAUUGCAGUUUUCUUCUGGUUCAUGAUUUUUGGGGGGGGGCAGAGAGUAUUCAGCAGCCAUAAAAGUCUUUUCUAGUAGAUUUGUAGAUCCUUAAAUCUACUAGAUUCUUAUUGAGGAAUAUCCCCCACAAAAUGCCCAGAAAUAGAAAAAAAAUCAGAAAACCAAAAGAGCCCUCGUAGUACAACGGUUAAGAGCUUGGCUGCUAAUCAAAAGGUUGGCAGUUCGAAUCCACUAGGUGCUCCUUGGAAACUCUAUGGGGCAGUUUUACUCCUAGAGGAGUAGGAGUAGAACCUAUAGGGUCACUAUGAGUCGGAAUUGAUUCAACGGCAACAGGUUUUCUUUUUCCUAGUUAAAGAGCUCAUUUCUGUCAAUACAGUGAAGUGCAGUUUCUUUAGGGGAUGGUGAGAAGCAAGCUGUGUCUUGCUUCUCUUUCAUUUGUGUAGUAUCCUUAAUUCUCCUCCUUACUUCACUGCUAUGUCUCCAAGAAGCACCAGUCCUUCUAUUUAUUUCCUUCUCUCCCAGAAGCAACACUUCAGGAAGCCUCCAUCCAAAGUCUCAGAUCCUUGUUAUCUUUAAGCCCUUCCCCUACAAGUUGCUAGGGUACUGGGAACUACCAGGUCCGAGGCCUCUGUUUGAUACAUUGGCGUUUAGUGCAGGACUUUCUCUCUUUGGGGAGUUAUUUUGUCUAUGUUUCAUCUAAGUCCUCUUUGCACCUUUAUCCCCUAGUUCUCACUGGUUUGCAAUAGCGGCAGGAGCUCUGUUAGAAUUUUGUGUUUAUUUCUCCACUUAACAGGUAAUUGAAGUUUUUGGUAUUCUCUGUCUCCUAAUAAUGCUGAAUAGCAUGGGUCUUGUGAUUAUCUUUGUUCUCUUGUUGAUUUUGUGAUCUUUUGGGAACAGUGUGUCCAUGGAGUACCCAUUAUCCUCCAAACCUGGAAGCUCCUGCAGGGAAAGUUACAUCAUACCCACUUUGUAGAAGAGAAAGCUAAGACUCUGAAAGGCUAAAUGACUUGACCAGGAUUUCACAGAUACUAAGUGCUGGUAUUAUAUGGAGACUUUGUUCGUUUGUAUUUAUCAUAGAGAAAGUUUACCAUAGGGUUUCCAAGGCUGUAAAUAAACCUUUACGGAAGCAGACUGCCACGUCUUUCUCCCGUGGAGCGGCUGGUGUAUUCAAACCGAUGACCUUUCGGUUAGCAACUGAGCGCUCAACCACUUUGCCACCAGGGCUCCGUAACCCCAUAUUAUAAAGCUUAUUUAUGAUAUAGCAGAGGAGCAAUGUAAAUUUUCUUGAUACAUUUUAAAAGUACUGUGCGGAAGUGAAGGUCCUUUCAAAAUGUUUAAUGCUUCUUUUUAAAAAGUUUCAGAGGUUUGGUUGUGUGUGUGAUUGUGUGUAAAUAUUUACAGGUUGGAAGUUUGACCUUUUUAUAAUGAAAUAUCUAUAUUUUUAUGAUUUUCUUUUCAUGCGUAUUAUUAAAAUCAACAAAAGAAAUUAUGUAAUCUGAUCUGCAACCCUGAUGUUAGUUGGAGGGGACAGCCACUGGUAAAGAACAUGAUUCUAUUAAGUAAAGAUCAGGACGUAUUGCUUUGUAUACACACAAGAAUGUCAGGUUCCUGUUGUUGAACAGAUGAGAAUGGAGAAGUUAGUGUCAGGUCUUUUGACUCAGGGUUUCUCCUAAGAUUUUGGCUUGGAGACUUAAGGGUUAUGAGUGGCAGAUAUUUGAGAGGAAGAGAUGAGAAUUGUCCAGUUCCUAUUUGUACAAAUAAUACUUACUCAAUGCUGAUAUUUUGGCAAACAAGAAUUACAAAGAAGCAAAACAAAUUUUUUAAAAAUCAGCUAAAAUCUCAUUAUCCAGGAUUAAACUAUUUUUAAUUUUCUGGUAUUGUUGGAUUGAUCUGAUUUUUGCUCACUGUCAAACUUUGACCUUGAAUACAAUACCUGGCACUUAGUAGACAUUCAGCAAAUAUUUGAACAAAAAAAGUGUAAACAUAUUUAGCUGUUCAUGCUCUUGGCUGUGAGACAGUCUGUGAUGUCUCUUCCUCCUUUAUAGGAGAGUGAGCUUGCGUUGUAGUCUCCGUGUUUGUCCAGUGAAAGCCCAAGGACUUCAGGCAUGGGACCCACCUUUAGCUAAACAAGGGAGUGAAUGGGCUCAGGGAGCAGAAGGUGAUGGAUACUAGAGGACUAAGACUCCAAAGAAGGUGUAAAGAGCCAGAUCUCAGUGUCCCAGUAGGAGAAACCCAUUGUGAUCCUUAAUAGGAACUGAAGGAUUGAAUUAUACCCAGCUCUUAAACUUUUUAUUUGGUAAGGCAUUUACUCUGUCAAUAAUGUAAAAUCAAACUUAGCAACCAUUACUAUGUUGUUUUUUUCCCUGUUUCUCUCAACUAGAGGAAUAUCUGCAUUUAAUUUUCUGUGCCAUGAAAUUUGAUAAAUUGUGAGUGUGCCAUUUCUGCUUGCAAGGGCUUUCCAUGGGAGCAGAAAGGAGAUUGCAGGGCUCUUCAUGCUUAAUUACUGCAGAGGAGGUGGACUUUCACCAAGAGCCUCUCGGUAAAUAUAAUCUGUCAUUCUGGCAAUCUAAUCUGUCUCCAGGGCAUCUAUGUUGGUGAUCUUUUAAGGCUCACAGUAGUUUCGAUUUUGAAAGCAGUUGUUCUUUCUCAUCACACAUUGUUCUGCCUAAAGCAGUGAAGCCACAGAAGAACUAUGUUGAUUUAAAUUCCAGAUUCCUCUAACAGUGACAGUUCCCUCAUAGGCAUUGGCACCAAAUGGAGACAAUUCCCUUAUUGCUGCUUCACUGCAUUUUCUUCAUUAGAUUAUAAACGAUGGUGGCAGCAGCCAGCCUGUGUGUGUGUGCUUGUCAUUGUAUAAUUUCUCCUUUUGAAAUGCUGGACUCCAAGCAGAAAGAAAUGUGCUUUAUCAUUUUUCCGUGUUGACAUGUUUAUUCUUUGUGUUCCUAAGACUAUCGGAGAGUGAAGAGCAGUGUUGUAUUGAACGUACACUUGGCCAUGUUAACCACUAUGCCAAAAAGUGUUCCAUGAGCCCUUGGUGAUUACAAGGGCUGAGUUGUUGAUUGCUAAUUCCUGAAUUGAAAAGUCACCAUCCAGUUUCUUUAAUUGUUGCCAAAAUGGUAUAAAGCUUUUAAUGUUAUCACUUCAUUUCCUUUUUUAAAAAAAUAGCGUUAAUGUUAGUAUUUCAUAGUAGGGACUGGUAAACUUUCUCUGUACAGGGCCAGCUAGUAAGUAUUUUUGGCUUUGUUUUCUCUGUUGUCAUCUAUUCACCUCUGCUGUUAGAGCAUAAAAGCGGCCAUAGAUAAUACAUAAGCCAGUGGGUAUAGCUGGGUUCUAAUAAAAUUUUGUUUACAAAAACAAGCAGAGGGCCAGAUUUGAUCUAGCGUCUAUAGCUUCCUGACCCCUGCAUUUUAGCAUAAUUCCCCAAACCAAGACUUUUAAAGCAGGAAAGAAGAUUUGGGUGAAACAAAUAACAGGAGACUAUGGCUCUCAUAAUCUGGUCAGGACCUAAACUAAGAUUUUACAGAAUAGCCCAGUGGUCUUUGUUAAACAAAUAAAAUUGAAUCAGAUGCCAUCUAAUUUACAGAUCACAUUACUUGAGGCUACUGGAAUAGAACUAAUUUAAAUCUGCAGAGAGACAUAGAUACUACCCCAUCACAUAUAAUUAAUCCUAAUAGUUCUAGACAGUCUUUCAUCAGCAUGAAUUAAUUAUCUGCUGUUCCUUCCUGGCUUGAUGAGAUAACUGUUCAUGACACAACCCCUAUCUAAGUAUUAUUUGGAUCUUUUGCUAAAAUCAUAUGACCUUUUUGGAGCAGUAUAUCAGGGAUCCUGACAUGUGAUCAUGGCCCCUGGUUUCUCUGCAGCAACUGAACAUUUAUGAGAAAGUGUACUAUGGCCAGCAUCUCUAGAAGGUGACAAAUAAUGGGGGACAUUCAAAUUACUGUAGUGGCGAUCAAAGUGGCCCGAUAACAUGGAUGUUAUGAUGAGAUAAGCCUUGUGUUAUGUCACGUGUGGAUUGUCAAUGUGUUGUAAGAAGACAUGUUUCAGGAAUUGCUUUUGAAGAAGUAGGAAUGGACAACAAAUUGAGUGUUUGGUCAUUUUGUUUUGUGAGAAAACCUUUUCCAGGGGACGUGAGAAUUUUGGCCAUUGAUGUUUAAAUUUGAUGUGGGUAAAGGUUUAUUUAUUAUCUGGUAAUUUAAUGGAAUUACAGAUCUGAUCAAUCCUUUUUCACAGUUAGGGAAAUGAAGUGCAGAAAAAAUGUUAGUUCCCAGAGUCUUAUAAGUAGCAGAAGUAUGACUGGGAUCCUUGCCUUCUGUCUGAGUCUGCUGUUCUUCUCUAGGCGGUGGUGCCUCUCUAUGUUUAGAUGUAAGGGUUAGUCAUCACUGACGCUCUUGGCUCCCUUUGGAGACCCUGCGCAGCUUUGGCCUUUGGGGUAUGCACAUGCCUGGUUCUCUGCCUGCAAUCCCGGUUGGUCUUUCUCAGACAUCUUUGUUGGCCUUGUCUGUACUGUGCAGAGGGUGAUCAAUUCCGUGUUUGCUAAAACUUGCCUGCUUUCAGCACUGAAAGUCUUCCAUCCUGGGUAAACCGGGAUGGUUGGUCACCUUAGCUGCACCUUUAAAUAUUGUUUGCUUCAAGAUUCUCCCUAUCUGGCUACCAUCGAUGACUGCCCUGACAGGGAACAACAGAGAAUCCCUGAGGGAGCAGGAGAGCAGUGGGAUGCAGACCCCAAAUUCUCAUAAAAAGACCAGACUUAAUGGUCUGACUGAGACUGUAGGUACCCCAGUGAUCAUGGUCCCUAGACCUUCUGUAAGCCCAAGACAGGAACCAUUCCCAAAGCCAACUCCAGACAGGGAUUGGACUGGACAGUGGGAUAGAAGAUGAUACUGGUGAAGAAUGAGCUCAUUGGAUCAAGUAGACACAUGAGACUAUUUUGGCAUCCCUUGUCUGGAGGGGAGAUGAGAGGGCAGAGGGGGUCAGAAGCUGGCGGAAUGGACAUGAAGAGGGAGAGUGGAGGGAAGGAGUGUGCUGUCUCAUUAGGGGGAGAGCAAUUAGAGGUAUAUAGCAAAGUGUAUAUAAAUUUUUGUAUGAGAAACUGACUUAAUUUGUAAACUUUCACUUAAAGCACAAUAAUAAUAAAAAAAAAAGAUUCCGCCCGUGACUCUUCUUUUUUACAAUUGAUGAUUUCUUCUUUUUAUUCUACCUAGGCAAGCCUCAUCCAUUGUCAGCUCUAGUCAGCUAACCACCAGUUCUGUUUCUCACACCUAACUUUUCUCUGUGAUGUCAGACCUGUCUUUCUAACUACCUGUUGGGCAUCUCCAAGUAGAUAAUAUAUCCACCCCUCAGACUCACUCAGUUCAAAGCAGAACUGAGAAUUGAAAAAGACUAGUGUACACUAGUUUCCAAAUACUAGCAUAGCUACUUAAGAAUCACCUGGGGAGCUUAUUAAAAAUUCUGAUUUUCAGAUCCAUGACAAAGUGUCUGAACUAGUUGGAGUAGGGUGGGAUCUGACCAAAACUUGUUGCCCUUGAGUUGAUUCUGACUCAUAGUCACCCUACAGAACAGAGUAGAGCUGCCUCAUAGAGUUCCCAAGGAGCAGCAGAUGGAUUCGAACUGUCAACGUUUUGGUUAGCAGCCUGAGCUCUUAACCACUGCGUUACCAAGAGUCCAGGUACUAGUAUCUUUAAACAGUGCCCCCAGAUGAUUGUGAAAAGUUUUGGGGCCUGCUGUUUUAUAAUGCUCACUCACUAGGGCUCUCUGGAACAGAAGUUUUCAAAAAGGUAGUUCUCUGGUAUCAACACCAUUGCCCUUUGCUGGUUAAAACUUCAUAAUAAGGAUUUUGCUCCAUUGAUUGGGUGGUUGAUUGAGUGCUAUAGAGGUUGCCUUGAGGCCCUUAUACCAGUUAUCCAGCCCCUCACCUUGUCUUUCCCUUCGUAUCAUAGUGUGACAUCAGGGCCUGCAUUUGGAGGAACGGCGGAGAAAAACUUGAUAAAAUAAACUGAUUUGGGGGAGGAGGAUGACAGAGGAAUGAUUCAGUCCAAAAUCCUGUAGAGCUUCCUUCUAUCUGCCUGUUCUCACUUGAUUCCUCUGUUCUUCCAAUUUCCUGUGUCUUUCUGAAUGAUAGAAUUUGAGUUAAAAUGACCUUGGAAGAAAUGGUCUAGUCCAAAAUCCUUGGAAUUCAUGCAGGCCUUGGUGUUCACACCAUCCUGUGGUUUGACCUUGAUGUCUAUGAUUUCUCUGCCACAGGAGGAGAACAUCCUAGUCUGGGAUAAAACAGUAGAGAAGCUCAGCUCCUCUUGAGUUCCUCUUCUCUUUACCUGGUGGACCACACAGGGAGUUAUGUGGUUUCAUGGGCUGAUAGGAAAGCUUUCCUCUUCAGUGGCAGAAAAGCUCUGUGAUAACUUACAAGGGAAAAGCAAAAAAUUGGUGUUUAGAGAAAGCGGCACAGCCUCUUAGGAACUAGAAAGACCCUUUCCACAGACGGGAUAUUAGACUGUAAGGGUAGAUAUAAACUUUGAACAUACUUUGGUAUUUUGUGGAAUUAGAUCUUGAAGGCUUUCCUGAUAGUUGGAGCAGGGUUGUUAGCUCAAAGCCUCGAUUUGCCUUCAAGUGACCAGCCCUUAGUGUCUUUGCCAAGGUUCAUGGUGCUGUGCAAUGUGCUGUGUGCAUAACAAAGGAAUAAGAAGUGAGCAGUUACAGCCUCAUUUUUGUUUAGUAAUUUCAUACGCAGCAGCUCAGAUGGUCUUCCUCAGGCAACUUCUAAAACCCAGCAGUUGGUAGAGUUAGCUGGUGCUUCUUAGGAAGUCAUGUGGAAAGGAGCGGUUGCAGCAUCUGACACGGCACAAGGAUGAGUUCACCAGACCGUUUCAUGGCAGAGCUGAAAGACCAGGGUGGAGAGCUCAAAUGAAAGCAACGUGCUCCAGAAACCAGGAUCUCAAAAGCUGUUGGAAAACUGCAGCUUCUGCUGCUGCUGGAAAACUUCAAGAGAAGGAAAUUAAGGAGCCACCCAUAAUUUGCCCAGAUAGCCCCAGAACAGCCAAUAGGCCAUAGACUGCGUCCCCAAGGAGAAAAGCUGCAGACAUCUGAGGAUAAACCACUGCGAACAGCUUUUACCAUAAAGUCAACCUGGAAGACUUUGACUCCAAGGUGAUUUGGACACCCACAAUAUUGGCGUCGUUUUCCUAGUCAAGCAUGAUUCAUGAAAUGGAACAAAGCUGAGAAAUCAUCCAUUUCUUUGCCUGUGGGUCUGAGACACUAUUGGGAUGGUCUUCUGUGCAUAUAACUAGACCAACUGCAGCUAUGAGUUCAGACGAGAAGGGCAUAUCCCCUGCUCAUAAAACAUCCACUCCAACCCAUAGAAGUGCCUCCUCUUCAACAUCCACCCAGAGGGACAGUAGGCAGAGUAUUCACAUAUUGGAGAGGACUGCUUCCUCUAGCACCGAGCCCUCUGUAAGUCGGCAAUUGCUAGAACCAGAGCCAAUCCUCCUCUCCAAGGAAGCUGACAGCUGGGAAAUUAUAGAAGGGCUGAAAAUAGGCCAAACCAAUGUCCAGAAACCAGAUAAACAUGAAGGCUUUAUGCUGAAAAAAAGAAAAUGGCCUUUAAAAGGCUGGCACAAGCGUUUUUUUGUCCUGGAUAAUGGAAUGUUAAAGUAUUCAAAGGCACCACUUGAUAUUCAAAAAGGGAAGGUCCAUGGGAGCAUCGAUGUUGGCCUCUCGGUCAUGUCAAUUAAAAAGAAAGCUCGGAGAAUAGACCUUGACACAGAAGAGCACAUCUAUCAUUUGAAGGUAAAAUCCCAGGACUGGUUUGAUGCAUGGGUCUCCAAACUGCGCCAUCAUCGGUUGUAUCGUCAGAAUGAAAUUGUGAGGUCACCAAGGGAUGCUAGUUUUCACAUAUUUCCUUCAACCUCCACAGCUGAAUCCUCACCAGCUGCUAAUGUUUCCGUUUUAGAUGAAAAGGUGCAACCAAACAGCUUUCCAUGGCAGUCUCCUUUACCAUGCAGCAAUAGCCUCCCUGCAACCUGCACGACGGGCCAAAGUAAAGUGGCAGCCUGGCUACAGGACUCAGAAGAAAUGGACAGGUGUGCAGAAGACCUUGCACACUGCCAGUCAAACCUUGUGGAACUGAGCAAACUCCUUCAAAAUUUGGAAAUACUGCAGAGAACUCAGUCAGCACCUAACUUUACUGACAUGCAGGAAGGGCCACCUGCGAAGGGCCAGUUCAGCACAACUCGGCGCCGGCAGAGGCUAGCGGCAGCAGUGGCUACAACAGUUCCAUUCAGUGCUACAAUGUCACCGGUUCGCUUGCAUUCCUCCAACCCCAACCUUUGUGCAGAUAUUGAAUUUCAGACUCCCCCCAGCCAUCUCACUGACCCUCUGGAAAGUUCAACGGAUUAUACAAAGCUUCAAGAAGAAUUUUGUCUAAUUGCCCAGAAAGUUCAUUCUCUACUGAAGUCUGCGUUUAACAGCAUAGCUAUAGAGAAGGAGAAGCUUAAGCAGAUGGUUUCUGAGCAGGAUCACAAUAAAGGCCACAGCACACAGAUGGCUCGGCUCAGACAGUCACUGUCUCAGGCACUCAACCAGAAUGCUGAACUAAGGAGUCGGUUGAACAGAAUACAUUCAGAGUCUAUUAUUUGUGAGCAGGUUGUCAGUGUAAAUAUUAUUCCUAGCCCUGAUGAGGCUGGUGAGCAAAUCCAUGUUAGUCUCCCCUUGUCACAGCAAGUAGCCAAUGAGAGCCGCCUCUCCAUGUCAGAAUCUGUCUCUGAGUUCUUCGAUGCCCAAGAGGUGCUCCUCUCUGCAAGCUCAUCAGAGAAUGAAGCUUCAGAUGAUGAGUCUUAUAUCAGUGAUGUGAGUGAUAACAUAUCUGAAGACAACACCAGCGUUGCAGACAACAUUUCUCGGCAAAUCCUGAAUGGGGAGCUUACGGGGGGGGCUUUCCGAAAUGGACGCCGAACGUGCCUGCCCGCUCCCUGUCCUGACACCAGUAACAUCAACCUGUGGAAUAUCUUGAGGAACAACAUUGGCAAAGACCUUUCUAAAGUCUCUAUGCCUGUGGAGCUAAAUGAGCCCCUCAACACUCUGCAGCAUCUCUGUGAGGAAAUUGAAUACAGUGAGCUCCUGGACAAGGCCUCGGAGACCGACGAUCCCUAUGAGCGCAUGGUUCUUAUUGCUGCAUUUGCAGUUUCAGGAUAUUGCUCCACCUAUUUCAGAGCAGGAAGUAAGCCAUUCAACCCUGUCCUUGGGGAGACUUAUGAAUGCAUUAGAGAAGACAAAGGUUUCCGAUUUUUCUCAGAACAGGUUAGCCAUCAUCCACCCAUUUCUGCCUGUCACUGUGAAUCAAAGAAUUUUGUGUUUUGGCAAGAUAUCAGAUGGAAAAACAAGUUCUGGGGGAAGUCAAUGGAAAUCUUGCCUGUUGGAACACUGAAUGUCAUGCUUCCCAACAGAUACGGAGAUUGCUAUGUGUGGAAUAAAGUCACCACGUGCAUACAUAACAUUCUCAGUGGGAGGAGAUGGAUAGAGCAUUAUGGAGAAGUCACCAUCAGAAAUACCAAAAGCAGUGUUUGCAUCUGCAAACUCACAUUUGUCAAGGUGAAUUAUUGGAAUUCUAAUGUGAAUGAAGUCCAGGGUGUUGUUAUGGAUCAAGAGGGAAAGGUGGUGCACCGGCUGUUUGGGAAGUGGCAUGAAGGGCUCUACUGUGGCGUGGCUCCUUCUGCAAAGUGCAUCUGGAGACCAGGUUCCAUGCCAACCAACUAUGAACUCUAUUAUGGCUUCACAAGGUUUGCUAUUGAGCUCAAUGAGUUAGAUCCUGUGCUGAAAGACCUCCUUCCACCGACAGAUGCACGAUUUAGGCCAGAUCAGAGAUUUUUGGAAGAAGGAAAUUUGGAAGCUGCAGCAGCAGAGAAACAAAGAGUAGAAGAACUUCAGAGAUCUCGAAGACGAUACAUGGAAGAAAACAACCUUGAACAUAUACCAAAAUUUUUUAAAAAAGUUAUCAAUGCCAAUCAAAGGGAAGUCUGGGUUUCUAACGACACUUACUGGGAGCUGCGAAAAGACCCUGGGUUUAGUAAAGUAGACAGCCCUGUUCUUUGGUAAACUGGGAAUGUAGAGCUAGCCAACAUAUCACACUCUGAAUGAAGAAAUAACUAUGCACAAUUCAGUUUCUUAUAGCUAAGCGUGGUUUGUGGGUCAACUGAAAACCUACCAUUUGCUUUUCUAUUCAUCUUUAUAAUGGACUCUAAGAAGUGCAUUAGACAAGGCCCCUAACCACUCUUGGAUCCUUUCUGUUUUGCUGCAACCAUAUUCCUUAAAAACAUCCAUACCCUCCUCGAAAAGCAGAAUAAAAAGAGUAGAAUAU
This is a messenger RNA of Loxodonta africana (African savanna elephant), 10554 nucleotides long. It is a transcript of the gene OSBPL6, whose product is annotated as oxysterol binding protein like 6. Gene Ontology annotation, molecular function: cholesterol binding. The transcript has 25 exons. NCBI's taxonomy places the organism in Eukaryota, Metazoa, Chordata, Mammalia, Proboscidea, Elephantidae. Bases 7503 to 10292 code for a protein of 929 amino acids. The record is from RefSeq and is a predicted model, not a curated record. Gene Ontology annotation, cellular component: membrane; intracellular membrane-bounded organelle; cytosol.